Messenger RNA from Peronospora belbahrii, 1200 nucleotides. The record is from the annotation of a GenBank genome assembly. Lineage: Eukaryota; Oomycota; Peronosporomycetes; Peronosporales; Peronosporaceae.
AUGUCGUCUCUGCGUGUGCGCACCAAGAACAAACUCAUGAUGGCUUUAGGCGCUGCCAAGCCGAGCACAAAUAUGGCCUUCAAUCUGGCCUACUCGGACUUCUUGUCCACUCUGCAACGACUUGAAACGCUUGAAUUGACGCUGAAAUCAUACGCCGCCUCGAUUAAAACCUUCCACGCUGCGGCAAGUUUAGUGGUCGGCGCUAUUGACGGUUUGUCAUCUGGAGGUAGCGACACUGCAAGCUACCAUCCGCCGAAAUCUGUGGAUUCCUCAAACAUGCAGCAGUUUGCUGGCGAUGCUCGAGUGGCCUUUACUGAUGUGGAUAUGAUUGUGCUCCGAGAAACCUAUGCUCUACUGGAACACGAAGUCUUGACUCCUGUGAAAGCUUGGCUGCAACAUGCUCGUAGCCUCCAGAACAAAGCAACUACGUGCGAGGAGCAAAAAGCACUUUACGAUCACUACUCGCGCAAGGUGAUGGCAUUGCGCGAAGCACGCGAGAAGCGAGUAAGCACGGGUCGAAGUGGCAAGCCGAAGCAUACCAAGCGUAUGCUUCGCAAUGAACAGAAGCUGGCAGCUACGACGCAGGAAUAUUUGCAGCAAUCGGAUACAGUUAUCCGUAAUCUGCGUGCUUUUGUCGUGUCACGAGAUGCUGCAUUGGCAGCAUUGCUUCGUCGUGUGCUUCGAGGUCGUGCAAUCUAUGCUGAGCGUAUGCAUGAAGCAACAGGUCACAUUAGCGCGCUCAUUGAGGACAGCGUGGCGAAAGGAGAGACAGAUGGUAUGCUCGAUCACUAUAUGACAAUUGUGCAAGGUGGAAACCAUGACGGGUUUGCAGCAAUCAGGACAGAUGAUACGGCGUCGUUGUUUUCAGACGACAAUACAGUGCCCAAGUCUUUAUUUCAUGUGUAUAUGGGUAAAACACCUUCAUACGCGUCAGAUCACGACAGGACGUUCACAAACUCUGCUUCAUCUCCAGCGCUAUCCAGUGUCGCUAUGGCGUCUACUCCUUCUUUGAUGCCGUAUCACACAACACGAACUUCCUGGAAUGCUUUUAUGACACCAUCAGCCCCUGCAGUUGAUUCAUUUACAAGGAAAGAAUGGAGUGCAAGCAAAGAAUCUUCUUCCUCCCAAUUCGUAGCUGUUCCUGAUUUUAGAGACAUGCAUAGGAAUGCUCUUCGUGGUGACACGAGUUUGUUCCGCUAA